GAGGCGAGAAUGACCCUCGAGCGGUCUUAUUUCUCCGUCGUAAGCAUGAGCGCGUCAGCGAAAAUAGGUGCUUUUACUGGUCCAUUCUCUCUAUCCGCCUCCCCGUAAGGUCCGCAGGCAGGGGCAGGAACUCUGCGUCUGUCCACGCUCAUAGACAAUUCCAAGCUCUAGUCUCUCCUUUUCUGCCCUGGCUAUCUAACUAUUCCACCUUGUCUCUUUUAUUUGUAACUGCCACGCGACAAAUGGCAAAUCCUUUGCCUAGCAGCCCUCGUUCAACAGAGAGCUUCGACUCCUUCCAAGGAGGAGACGAUGACCCAGAAUCCUCAAUAAAUGGCCUCGACUCGUCUGCUGCGCUUAUACUUGUGCCAGAGGAGGAACAGUUCGAUCAAGAGCUCUCUGUGUCGUUCGACUUCUCUAGUGACGAUGAAGACGAGGAAGACGACGACCAGUUCGAUCGCCUACGGACGUCAUCCAUACCGCCGUUAACCUCUUCUGCUGUAUUUCUAUACCUCUUUGCUCCUCUGUUGAAACUGGGAGCCAUUUUGACUGUCGACGAAAGCGGUACGCUACCGUUGAAGUGGGCCAUCCCGGCCUUGGUCAUUUUCGCUGUGCUUUGUGCAUUCACAAGGCAGAUAUGGUUUAUGCUGGCCAAAUAUGUGCGAAGAGCAGACAUGGAGGAGAUACUUCUGCAGGCGUUUGCCAGAAGGAGGGGAGAUGAACGCAAGAGGAGGAUAAUACGGACUGCUGUACGGUUCUGUACGGGUGCAUUCCGAGUCCUUCUGACUGUGGUAUACCUACGAUGUGAGUUCCAGGUGCUUCUCACCAUACAAAGUCUAAACUGUCGUACACUUGUAGCAUCUGUCGAUGUUCUGUUACCAUUGCUCCCCGAGAAGCUCAUUGUCCCUUCCCGCUACCCUCUUACCGUUGUGGUUGCACUCGUCAUCUCUCCUCUAUGUUUUGCCCGGUCGAUCGCUACCGCCAGCGUGCUUUAUGCUACCUGGCUAUCUAUCGCUACGUUUGUAGCAUGGAUGGCUUGUACGGCAUAUGCCCAUGCUAAGGGUAUAUUGACGACGAACCCCGCUGGAGACUCUUUGGGUCCGCUGUGGCAAGGCAUCAGCGUCAUUGCUUUUGCUUUCACCACCUCCUUCACUCUCCCACUCUACGCUGCUCUUCGAGGGUCAGUCCAACCGGGCGUACCAAAAUCUAAGCGAGCCAACUCCUUCAAGCUCCUCUCCGUGCUAUCUGUAGGACUUGCCAUCCUUCUCAUUAUUCCUCUUACAUUUUUCGAAGCAACGGAUUCACCCGUAAGCACUUCCCCCUUCCCUCUAUGGUGUGCUUACCCGAUUCCAAUUCUCCAGCGUGAUGUACAGACCUCUGCGUCAACCCCGUUCAAAGCCCUUGUAGCGUUAUUGAAUGCUACAACACUUGCUUUGACGAUCCCGCUUGUUGUAAUAACGGCACCGAGUGUACCAUUACCGAUGGUCCUGAGACGGACGGAGUUGCCUGUAUCAAAAAUUCUGUUCUUUAUUGUUGCGAUUGCGUUGGCAAUGGUCCCACCACGAUUGGCACAUAUCUUGAGCGACAUCGUACUGGUAUCCGCGUUCUUCAAUACAUACUUUCUUCCAGGUAUGUCUUUCUUCUGCAUAUCGUCUUUUCACAAGGAAACUAAAUCGCUCUUAGCAUUUAUUCACAUCAUUAUGCAUAACUUCCGGAGCCCACUUUCCAUCGUCAUCCCGCCAAGUGCACCUGUCACUCCCAACCCCGCUCGGGAAGCAUCUAGCCCGGUCAGUGCGUCGCGAGACGACGAACUCCUUCAACGAAAGGAACGUACCUUGCAAAGACGUCGACUGACUAGACGUAUCGUUUGGGAUAUUGGUGUUUGGGUAUUAUUGGUACCUGUAGGUGGAGGAGGGUUAGUUUGGGCUGGUGGCAGGAUCGCUGGUCGAUGGUAAGAUUGUACAGGUGCGGAGUGUUUUCAGUAUGAAUGGAUGUGUAUAUGUGAUCGUAUCUUGUGUAUUUGUAUCAUUAUUGACACUCUUAGUUUUGUAUCAUAGGGAUGAUUCCACUACAUCCUCAUUUCUCGUGCGGACAUUUUCUAUUAUAUUGGGUUUAGGUUGGCUCAGUCAUAGCGACAUGUAAGUAACUAAGUAGUCAUUCGCAGUGUGCUCAUUGUCAAGGACAUCAAACCAGUUGAAUCCUUGAUCAG
Somion occarium is the source of this 2206-nucleotide messenger RNA. Lineage: Eukaryota; Fungi; Basidiomycota; Agaricomycetes; Polyporales; Cerrenaceae. The record is from the annotation of a GenBank genome assembly.